CACUCUCCGUCUUCCUCUCCUCCCCUUCAUCUCUUUACCUUUCACACUUUGAUCCUAAAACCACCGUUCUUCAGAUCUAUUCUUCAUUUCCCUUCCAAUGGCUGCCGCUCCUUCUGUUCGUGAGGAGAAUGUUUACAUGGCUAAGCUUGCCGAGCAGGCUGAGCGCUACGAGGAGAUGGUCGAGUUCAUGGAGAAGGUUUCCGCUUCUCUUGACAAGGAGGAACUCACCGUCGAGGAGAGAAACCUCCUUUCUGUCGCUUACAAGAACGUCAUCGGUGCUCGUAGGGCCUCCUGGCGUAUCAUUUCCUCCAUCGAACAGAAGGAGGAGAGCCGAGGUAACGAUGACCAUGUCUCUGUGAUCCGUGACUACAGAUCCAAAAUUGAGACCGAACUCUCCAAUAUUUGCGAUGGAAUCCUUAAGCUUCUUGAUUCUAGACUCAUUCCCUCCGCUGCUUCCGGAGAUUCCAAGGUUUUUUACCUCAAAAUGAAGGGCGAUUACCAUAGAUACCUUGCCGAGUUCAAAACCGGAGCCGAACGCAAGGAAGCUGCUGAAAGCACUCUUACUGCUUACAAAGCCGCUCAGGAUAUUGCAAAUUCUGAGUUGCCUCCUACACAUCCGAUCCGACUUGGAUUGGCACUUAACUUCUCUGUAUUCUAUUAUGAAAUUUUGAAUUCCCCUGAUCGUGCCUGCAGUCUUGCGAAACAGGCAUUUGAUGAAGCUAUCGCCGAGUUGGAUACCCUUGGAGAGGAAUCCUACAAAGAUAGUACUUUGAUCAUGCAGCUUCUUCGGGAUAAUCUCACUCUCUGGACAUCGGACAUGCAGGAUGAUGGAGCUGAUGAGAUUAAAGAAGCUCCACCGAAGCGUGAGGAUGAAAAGCAGUGAGAUUAGUGGCUCCCCAAGUAGGGUUAAAACUUCUCCUUUAUAUGUUUUUGAUAGGAGAAGAUGCUUGCUUUGCUUGUUGUUGCUUAUUUGGUACUAUCCGAGUUCUUUCUAAAAGGCUCUCAUGUCAUUUGUUGCCGGAUUGUGAUGACCCGAGCUACAAACCUUGUUUACUCUUUUUUUUUUCUUCUUCUGAUUAAUUAUUAUAUAUCUAUAAUCAGUCCUUUGUUUUCUUCUCAAUUUUUGUGAUGUUACCCUCUUUCUUUUUCUUGCAACUAACAAGAAAAAGCCUAUUUUGAAGCGACGUUUCCUAUGUCCAAUAUAAAAUGGAUGCUAUUCGACAUUGAUUGA
Messenger RNA from Cucumis sativus (cucumber), 1231 nucleotides. RefSeq names its product 14-3-3-like protein. The transcript is spliced from 4 exons. Gene Ontology annotation, cellular component: cytoplasm. Gene Ontology annotation, biological process: signal transduction. Bases 98 to 883 code for a protein of 261 amino acids. The record is from RefSeq and is a predicted model, not a curated record. NCBI's taxonomy places the organism in Eukaryota, Viridiplantae, Streptophyta, Magnoliopsida, Cucurbitales, Cucurbitaceae.